This is a messenger RNA of Pyrus x bretschneideri (Chinese white pear), 1267 nucleotides long. Its product is annotated as IST1 homolog. The transcript is spliced from 6 exons. The coding region runs from base 169 to 1116 and encodes 315 amino acids. NCBI's taxonomy places the organism in Eukaryota, Viridiplantae, Streptophyta, Magnoliopsida, Rosales, Rosaceae. The record is from RefSeq and is a predicted model, not a curated record. Gene Ontology annotation, biological process: protein transport.
UUUAUGUUUUAGUUCGGUAGGGAACCACUGAUCCAGAGCUCUGACCCAGAAGUUGAAGACAUUGAUUCUCUGCGAUUAUCCCUCAGAGACUCCAAAAAUCGCAGUCUUACAGAGUUUAUUAAGCGAUCGGCAUUCCACAAGGGGGCUCGUCGUCUUCGUUAGGCAUCCAUGUCUCUGUUAAACCAGCUCUUCAACCGAGGCGUUUUCGGCACAAAAUGCAAAACAUGUUUGAAUUUGGGUAUUUCACGCAUCAAAUUACUGCAAAACAAGAGAGAUGUGCAGCUCAAAAAUAUGCGCAAGGAGAUUGCACAGUUUUUGCAGGCUGGCCAAGAAGCAAUAGCUCGAAUUCGGGUGGAGCAUGUUAUACGAGAGCAAAACAUUUGGGCUGCUUAUGAGAUAUUGGAGCUGUUCUGUGAAUUCGUCCUUGCACGGGUUCCCAUUAUUGAAAGUCAGAGGGAGUGCCCAACGGAAUUACGAGAAGCUAUAUCGAGCAUAAUUUUUGCUGCUCCAAGAUGCUCAGAUGUUCCAGAUUUAAUGCAGAUCACAAAUUUGUUUACAGCAAAAUAUGGGAAGGAAUUUGUAUCAGCUGUGUCUGAGCUUCGUCCUGAUUCCGGUGUCAACAGAACAAUAAUUGAAAAGCUUUCAGUUAGUGGUCCCUCCGGAGAGGCAAGGCUUAAGGUAUUGAAGGAAAUUGCCAAAGAGUACAAGCUGAAUUGGGAUUCUUCUGACACUGAAGCGGAGUUCAGUAAAAAGCAUGAAGAUCUGCUGGGUGGACCGAAGCACAUAAGUGGUGCUGCUGCACCUUCUCAAGCUCCCGCAAAACAAAUCACAUUUAGUUCCCCGCCUGCUAAUGGGGCACAUUCUAUUGUGCCUGCAGAUAUUAAACAAGAACCUCAAUACCUUCAUGCUCCAAGAUCUUUAAGCAAGACACCAUCGUUCACUAAUGAGAUUCAACCAUCAGCGAAUGAUGAUAAAGCAAGACCAGUUAGUGAAACCAAAGGGGAGACAAGACCACAAUCGUCUGAUAUCCUCGAGAGAGCUCGAGCUGCCAUUGCCUCUGCUGAGCAUGCGUCUGCUGCUGCCCGUCAGGCUGCAGAGCUGGUUAAGUCCUUAUAAUGCUCAAGUGAAUCAUUUGGAUACGUUACUAAUUGCAAAGAAAGUGUCGAGGUUUUAACCGUACUCAUGAAUACGAUUUGUAUAUUUGUAUCUUGUGACCUGAAGAACUCAAAUGUUUUUCUACAUCAUUCACCAAUUGUUAUUGUUGCAA